UUUCUCCCUCCUGCAACACGGUCCCACCGUCACCAUAUUUCGAGACCUGUCGCUGACAAUACAAUCUCCAUUUGACACCGUCCUCACUAUUUCGAAGCUGAUAUUCGGUUUACGACUCCUCCUUUCAACUAUCGACGCCCCCGUCUCCAUCUCCGUCUCCCCUGACACCUGAAUCCUGACACAACCCCCUCCCAAUCUCCGCCCGCCGUAAACCAAGUCAACUCCCCCCUGGUCUCGCGCCCCAACGCGUCCAGGUCGGCGGGAAGAGAAGCUACUUCAGUCAAGUCGGAGAAGGUUCAUCUGGAAUGGUCUGCGCCGACUGCAGCACGCUUGGGUAUUGAGACAGAUCAUGUCUACGUCGAGAUUCGGCAGCGGCACCGGUAGCGGCAGCAAUAGUCGGCCGUCCAGUAAAGAUGGCCCCAAGAAGAACAUGUGGUCGUCUAUGCUGGAUAGUGUCGCGAAUGGGAAGCGGCUGCCUGAGAAGAACCUUUUGAUUCUUGGAGGCACGCCUGAGAGCCAGAGAGAAUUCCUCAAUACAUUUUCCGCCGAUACGACGGGUUCUGGGUUCAAGAAUGACAAGCGGAAAGGAGGGGCGCCGCCCGUUGCUAAUCAGUUCGCUCUGGGGUACACGUAUUUGGACGUGCUGGAUGCUGACCAUGAAGAUACCCUGGCGCGUGUGUCUGCCUAUCUCCUUUCCGAGCCCUCCCUAUCCUUUGCACCCCUCCUCAAGCCGCUCUUGACCCCACAAUCCGUCCCGGAGACCCUGGUCGUGAUCCUGCUGGACUGGUCAGACCCGUGGACAUGGGUUCGGAGGCUGAGAGAGUGGGUCCGUCUGUUACGGCACGUGCUGGUCUCGCUUGAUGAUCCGACGAAAAUCGUCAUGGAGGAAACGAUGACGGAGUGGCGCGAUCGCAAGAGGGGCAUGGACUCUGGCGCGGCGGGCGCGCAGGGGCUGGCCAGUUCUGGAGGCCCCGUCUCGAUACCGUUGGGACCGGGUGAAUGGGACGAGGGGCUUGGGGUCCCGCUGUGCGUGGUCUGCCAAGGGGCCGAUAAGAUCGAAAAGAUGGAGAAAGAGCAUGGGUGGCGCGAGGAGGAAUUCGACUUUAUCCUUCAGUUCCUGCGAACCCUUCUUCUAAAGCACGGCGCAUCGCUCAUUUAUACCACCCCAUUCCUCGCCAACUCCCUCCAGAGCCUCCUCCACUCCUCCCUCGGCAUCCACUCGCUCCUGAAGAGACAGUCGCUCAAGCACAACGUGAUCGACAGAGACAAGAUCCUGGUCCCCGCGAACUGGGAUUCAUGGGGCAAGAUCCGGAUCAUCAGGGAAGGGUUCGACAUGGAGGGUAUAUCCACGGCAUGGUCCAUCGAGAUCCAAGACCCUCCCGAGCCGCUCCCCAAACGGCCAGUCGGCUAUCAGCAGGACGAGCAGCAGGACCCCAGCGCAGACGACGGCACCAGCGCAGUGACGAUAUUCGAGCAGACGAUCAAGGACCCGAAGCGCGACACCUCGCUGGCAGUAGCGAGCCAACAGAACAAGGACAAGAUCGAAGUCGAGACAACCGGCCUGCAAAGCUUCCUCGAGAAACAGCUCGAGGUCCUCGAGCAGCUGAAGACCGAGGACGAGCAGGAUCGGUCCACUCGACCAGCCCCUCAGCUGGAGAUGUCCCCGAUGGACGACAGCGGACGUGUUAACGAGCACAUCGGGCCUGUGCAGUUCAACAUGGGAGGAAUUCAAGUGGAUGCGGAUGACAUGUUACGGAAACUCAAGGAACGAGAAGCCACCCGAACCAGCCAAAGAAAAGAAACAAUCUCCUCGCCCGGCGACGAAAAAGCCCACAACCAAGCCCUGAAGAACUUCUUCGCCGGCCUCGUCAAGAAACCCAGUACCAGCCCGCGCGAAAGCCCGUCAACAUAAUCAAUCUCCCAGGGGGGAAUGUAAUCUUAUGUUUAUUAUUUUACUUAUGUUAUUGGCUUCACACGUAUAUCCAUCAUGUUUACCUAUUCGUUUACAUCACAUCCACGUCCACAUUCACCGCACAUCUAUCUGUCUAUCCACACUACAUACAUACAUACAUACAAAGCAACCAUGCGAGAACAUCGAAUCAACAAGCAUGACACGUUCAUUUCCUCAAUCUCGUCAACUACUUCCCUUUCUAUUGGAACCAUCAUUAUCAUGACCAUGGCAAUAUCCAAUGAUAUCCGCUCAUCCCUUCCCUCCUUCUCUCCUUACUCUUGUCGUUAUUGAUACCAGAUUGAUUGGCUUUUCUUUCUUCCAUUUUUGUUUGUUCCCACCGGAUUUAGGAGUCAGAGCCAGAGUGUCAGAAAGACGGACUACACAUACACACACACACAGCUUUCACCUUUUUUUCUUGUACUGCGCUUCGUCUUGUUUGUUUGUUUGUUUCUUUUUUUUUUUUUUUUACACGUUUUAUGUGUACAUGUAUUGCUGUGCUACAUAUUUAUCUACGCAUAUACCGAACUAAA
Molecule: messenger RNA, 2481 nt
Organism: Aspergillus candidus
Lineage: Eukaryota; Fungi; Ascomycota; Eurotiomycetes; Eurotiales; Aspergillaceae
Product: dynein family protein
Exons: 6
Coding region: 350-1912 (520 amino acids)
Biological process (GO): microtubule-based movement; microtubule cytoskeleton organization
Cellular component (GO): centrosome; cytoplasmic dynein complex
Molecular function (GO): dynein heavy chain binding
Source: RefSeq, a predicted model, not a curated record